UGGUUCCAGCCCUAUAGUAAACACGUGCUGUGUUGUUUUUGCAAUGGGAAAAGUCCGGAAAGUGAAAACUCGGACGCCCUCGGGCGUGGACACCUCAGCGGAUCUUGAGCAUGCCCUGGACGUGGAUGCCUCAAGUGAGGCGGAGGGCUGCGGGCCCAUCGAGGCGAUCUGCGUGCACCUGCAGCGACCGGAUGUGGAGGACAAACUGAACGGACUGCACUCCUUCGCGGUGCUGGCGCUGCGCAAGGAGAAGGUGCGCGAAAUCUGCGGCAGCGAUCUGGCCCGGAUUGCGGCUCCUCUGUUGUGCGACAAGGAGGGCGCCAUUCGGAAUGCGGCAGCCGGUGCCUUCCGGAACUUAUCGGUCUUUGGCACGGAGGUGUGCGACUUCCUUGUGGAAAACGACAUACUGACCGCCCUGCUGGCACUGAUCCGGGGCUAUGAUCUGACCAGGAACGGCUUUGAGAACGAGCUGCAUGCGGACACCUUCCUGCAGGCAACCCAUCUGCUUCGGAAUUUGUGCGAGAGCUCACCCACUGCCACGGAAGCCUUCAACCAGGCCAACCUCCUUGCCAGCCUCCUGCUGGGCUUCGACUACCGAAAAUUCGGCCUAGAGGUUGCCAUUUCAGUGGCCCAACUGGUGCUGGUGGUGUCCGAGAACAACUCCAGCUCGUGGAACGUCCUGGCCAGCAGUAGCAUACUACCAGAGCUCCUCGCCGUUCCCGCAGAAAGUCAUGCGCAGCUGUACCUCAACGCCCUGGCUGCUGGUAUUCUGUGCAACGUUCCCGCCUGCUCGGCUGCCCACACACCGGAGAUUCUUAACGGUCUGGAUAAACUACUCUCCAUUGAUCCGCAGGCGCAGCUGCUGAGUUGCAAGAACGAGAUCCAGAAUGCCAAGGCAAAGGAUGAGGCACCCGUGUUGGAAAUCUCCAUGGAGACGGAGGAGAUGACGGAGUCCCAGAGCGCCAACCAGUCCAAACCGAAUCAAUGUGAUGCUGAUGUAGCACUUAAGAAUCUGGAGCACUUGCUAGAUGCCCAGCGUCUGGUGGCGGAGAUUAUUACCAACUUGGGCUCCAGUGAUGACCAGAGCAACUGGGAUUCCGCCAGCGAUCAGUCGGAAACGGAGAGCGUGGCCGAUUACGAGAUGGAGGACGAAGCAACUGACAGUGGAGCGGGUGGAUUGCCUGCCAAUUUCCUAGAGACCAUCAAACAAAACAAAGUGGUCGAGAAACUGUGGCAAAAAGCUCAGCCCUUGGAUCCUGUUUUGGAGAAGCUACUUUCCCAGCAAGAGAGUAUCAAGGAGAAAGUGGCCAAAAUGCGGGUGUCCUAUCUAAUUUGUCUGCAGAACCUGUGCAACGUGCUGGCCGCAGAAGAUUUGGGCGGAUACAGCGACAUAUACAAUAUGUGGAUGAACUUGGGCCAGCAGGCCUUUAAAGGAACCGAAGAUCUAGCCAUAAUGGAGGCGAUCACUGCGCUGAUGCGCUCUUCGCUGAGUCUGCUCAAGUCGCGCAGGGAUCUCUUCGGUCAGAUGACCGAGAAUGACCUGAACAUGAUAAUCGAAGGAGCCAGAAAGUGCGAGGACUUAAAUAUCCGAGUUAACUGGAAUCGAAUGCUGGGCACUUUGGGUUCACUGCUCUCGGAGCCACUGGUGAAGGUUAUAGUUUUGUUCCUGUUGAAUUGGUGUGCUCAGGAGGAGGAUCUGUGGGCCCUGUCCGAGGGACUGGAUGCCCUGAUGGACAUUUUCGCUGUGGACGACUGGCCCCAGAUCAUCGCGGAGCUGCAGAUGUGCGAUCGAGUGCAAUCAUUGGAGGAGCUGUUCAAGUCAAAGCUGCGCCAACAGCGCCGCGAGCUGAAGGAGCGACGGGCCACCAUCUACACAGUAAAGACGAACUUUGCGCGCUUCGUUUCCUAUCUAAACAAGAACUGCAAACAAUAAAAUUAACCGACCACAA
Drosophila takahashii is the source of this 1949-nucleotide messenger RNA. RefSeq names its product HEAT repeat-containing protein 3. The record is from RefSeq and is a predicted model, not a curated record. Gene Ontology annotation, biological process: protein import into nucleus; ribosomal large subunit biogenesis. Lineage: Eukaryota; Metazoa; Arthropoda; Insecta; Diptera; Drosophilidae.